AUGACAUCAUUUAAUAGAAAGAAUCCUUUUAUUGAGAGAUUAGCAAAUGAGAAUUAUUUAUCUGAUAAUAAUCGAUCAAAUGCCGAACAACGAUCAAGACGAUCAAGUCUUGCAGCAAUUCGACAACAAGAUUUCUAUGAUCAAUAUUCAUCGUCAUACAAUGAUUCACAUUAUCGGCAUGGAAAUAAUUCAAAUUCAUAUGACUUUUAUGGUUUAACACCGGUGGAAAUUCCUCAAUUUCAAUAUCCAUCUCAUACACUUUUACAACAAAAUGGUUUUACUUAA
Messenger RNA from Rotaria sordida, 285 nucleotides. NCBI's taxonomy places the organism in Eukaryota, Metazoa, Rotifera, Eurotatoria, Philodinida, Philodinidae. The record is from the annotation of a GenBank genome assembly.